Molecule: messenger RNA, 705 nt
Organism: Triticum turgidum subsp. durum (durum wheat)
Lineage: Eukaryota; Viridiplantae; Streptophyta; Magnoliopsida; Poales; Poaceae
Source: the annotation of a GenBank genome assembly
AUGCAUUCACACGAGCCCCGGAUGCGGUGGACGGAGGAGCUGCACCGGCAGUUCAUCGAAGCUGUCGAUUGCCUCGGCGGCCAGGACGAGGCAACGCCGAAGCGAAUUCUUCAGCUGAUGGGCGCCAAGGGAGUCAGCAUAUCUCACAUCAAGAGCCAUCUCCAGAUGUACAGGUCAAGCUCUAGCAACACCACCUGCAACGGUCUACCCAAUGCAUCCGUUGCUAGCCGUCGAGAUCACCGUGUCGUUGACGGGCCAGGCCACAGGAACGGAAAUGACAUGGGGGAGAGGACCAACGAUGCUUCUUCUUACGCCGUGCCUCCCCACGGCCACCGCUCAUUGCCGCCAUACCAAUUACCGUCGAUCGAAGAAGUUUUCAGGAGCUGGGAGCAGAGUAGAGGGCGGUUACCAUGGAACUCCAGCAUGCCAUCAGAGAAGGCGACUCGCUGGGCAUGCCAUGCUGACAGAAGCACGCGUCAACAGCACCAGCCGGCGGCGGGGUGUGACCUGACGCUGUCGAUCGGCCGUUGGGAGGCGGAGGCGGAGGCGGCGAGCAGUGAUGCUGACAUCUCGAGCACGACCACCGAGGAGGUCGCCGUGCCGGCAAGGGAUCGAGGAGCCGGCGGUCACCAUCGCUCCGCCUCCGCCACCGGUCUGGUCCUUGACCUGAACCUCGACCUGGCCGUCUCAUCUUCUUGUCUUUGA